This is a messenger RNA of Aphanomyces astaci, 744 nucleotides long. RefSeq lists its product as hypothetical. The record is from RefSeq and is a predicted model, not a curated record. Lineage: Eukaryota; Oomycota; Saprolegniomycetes; Saprolegniales; Verrucalvaceae. The transcript has a single exon. The coding region runs from base 88 to 501 and encodes 137 amino acids.
UGCUGGCGACUACUUUGGAGGUAAGAAUACAUACCAACCACACAUCUUGUCCAUUCGUUGCUAAGGCAUUUGCUAAAAAUCGCGCUCAUGAUGGACUGCCGCCGCCCCGCCAGCGUCCGCGCGCGGUCGUUUUGUGUGCUGGGGGUGUUCGAUCACGCGCACUUUUCGUCCAUUCUGUCUUGGUUCAAGGACGACCGCGUCAAAUUGGAGGCGAUCAUCAUGAACAAGUACGAGAACGACAUCUAUCGGCCCCAAGUCAUUCGGAAACCAUCCGUGACGGCCAACACCCUGUCGCGCAUGGGAUCCACGGGCGACGGCAGCGGCAUCGGUACCAAUAAGGUGGCGCUUCGGAUGCUCUAUGAGGCUAUGUCCUGCAUGCACGAUGUGUCUGGACGAGUGACCAAGCUGGAAGCAUCCAUGGCAAAACUCACAGAAGCCAUGGUGGUUUUGCGGCAACGGCCAGCCAUCGCGAGGACUCUCGUAAUACUAGCGCUAAGCUGAGUGAACGAGGCCUCCAUGGCAUGAUGGAGGAGCCACAACAUGCAACGAUGCGCCCAUCAAGCGAUGGACAUGGCAAUGGAAGCGAAGGCUUGGAGCAGCAGCAACAGCAUCCAUCGACCAAGAACGACAGCGACCUGUCCGUGCUCCACUCGCGGCGGAUUCGGCGCUCGUGACGAGCCUCCACCAAUGUAACUUCUCUUAUUUCGACGACACGGGCACCCCAAGCAUAUCUCAGGAUCGAAC